AUGGAUGAUAAGUAUAAAUAAGCCAUAGAGUUAGUUGAUAAAUUAAUAUAAUCUGACCCUCAUAAUCAUUUCUCUAUAUAGUUUAAAGGUAAAAUUAAUAGAUUAUUAAUAUGCGAAUUAUUUAUCUAUAAGAUAAUUAAUCAAUUUGAGAAAUGCAAUCAUUUGAUUGGAUAAAGCUUUAGCUAUAAAUCCUAACCUUGUUUGUUCCUUAAGCAUUAAAGUUAGUCUGAUUCAUAAUUAAAUUAAUAGUGGAAUUUUUAUGAAUUUACAAAAGAUUAUUGUUAUAGAUAAGAUUAUUAAAACGAAUGA
Paramecium octaurelia is the source of this 309-nucleotide messenger RNA. The record is from the annotation of a GenBank genome assembly. Lineage: Eukaryota; Ciliophora; Oligohymenophorea; Peniculida; Parameciidae.